Engraulis encrasicolus (European anchovy) is the source of this 2630-nucleotide messenger RNA. It is a transcript of the gene slc26a11, whose product is annotated as solute carrier family 26 member 11. Gene Ontology annotation, biological process: transmembrane transport. The transcript has 17 exons. Gene Ontology annotation, molecular function: secondary active sulfate transmembrane transporter activity. Bases 446 to 2212 code for a protein of 588 amino acids. NCBI's taxonomy places the organism in Eukaryota, Metazoa, Chordata, Actinopteri, Clupeiformes, Engraulidae. The record is from RefSeq and is a predicted model, not a curated record. Gene Ontology annotation, cellular component: plasma membrane.
CCAUCCAGCUCGCACGAUGAAGAGAACUGAAGAUGCAAAGUAUCCCGUUUGAAGGAGAGCCCAGAUGGAAAGUUAGAUGUGGGUUGGUGAGGAGAAGACAAUUACAUCCUUAGUUCUAUAGCAGUGGUUCUCAACCUUUUUUGAACAAACGCCUCCUUGAGCUCAACAUAAGCCUCCCAACGCCCCCUCAGCCUCAUCAUAAGCCUCCCAAUGCCCCCCUUAGAAUUGAAAAAUAAAAUGGACUAAUGUAACUCAAUGGUUACUAAGCACCGCGCCCCACUCAACUGUAUCCUUCUCAACGCCCCCUAGGGCUCCCUAACACCCCCUGGGGGGCUGUACCGCCCCCGUUGAGAAACACUACUCUAUAGUUACUGCAAACUGCUACUGGAACCAGAAACCAAAGAACGAGAACCAAACUGCUACUGGAACCAGAAACGUUUUGAAAAUGACGGAGCUGCUCAUCAACGGUGGCUUUCCCGAAGCCAGAAACUCCGCAGCGCAGGAUUGGUGCAAGUCCUGCCUCUCUGUGCGGACGCUUCACAGGUGGAUCCCGAUCCUCAGCUGGCUCCCCAAAUACAACUUCCAAUGGCUGCUGAUGGACGUCCUGGCCGGCAUCACCGUCGCACUCACCACCGUCCCUCAGGCCCUGGCCUACGCCGAGGUGGCGGGCCUACCUGUUCAGUAUGGACUGUACUCUGCCUUCAUGGGCUGUUUCAUCUACUGUGUCUUGGGGACCUCGAAGGACGUGACUCUGGGGCCGACGGCUAUAAUGUCUCUCCUGUGCUCCUAUUACAUCGGAGGCGACCCCGUGUAUGCUGUACUGCUGACGUUCCUCUGCGGCGUAAUCCAGGCUGCAAUGGCGCUCUUCAGAUUAGGUUUCCUUCUAGAGUUGAUCUCGUAUCCCGUCAUCAAGGGCUUCACCUCGGCUGCAGCGGUCACCAUCGGAUUUGGACAAAUUAAGAAUAUACUGGGACUUACGAAUAUCCCUCGUCAGUUCUUCUUGGAGGUUUUUUACACAUUCCAAAAGAUUCCUGAAACAAGGUUAGGUGACGUACUUCUGGGCGUCUGCUGUUUGCUUCUUCUGAACGUUUUUUUCUGGAUGAAAAAGACGCUACCCCCCCUGACGGAGGCUCAGCCCACAUGUGUCCGCAUGACCCACAGGCUAGUUUGGGGGGCCGCUACAGUGCGUAACGCGUUGGUUGUCGUUGGUGCCACGCUCAUGGCCUUCUCCCUGGAGGUGUCGGGUCACCACGUCUUCACCCUGACUGGCAAGACCUCCACCGGCCUCCCUCCUUUCACACCGCCACCCUUCUCAGAAAUCACCCCAAACGGGACGGUCACCACCUUCCAAGACAUGGUGCUGGAUCUUGGUGGAGGAUUGGCCAUUAUACCUCUUAUGGGACUUCUGGAAAGUCUUGCAAUAGCUAAAGCCUUCGGAAAUGAAAAUAAUUAUCGUAUUGAUCCGAAUCAGGAACUUUUUGCUAUUGGGAUCACUAACAUCAUGGGGUCCUUCGUGUCUGCGUAUCCCGUCACGGGGAGUUUCGGAAGAACUGCAGUGAACUCUCAGACAGGAGUGUGUACACCAGCGGGAGGCAUCAUUACAGGUGUGCUUGUGUUGCUGUCUCUGGCGUAUGUCAUGCCAGUGUUCCAUUACAUUCCGAAGGCGUCUCUGGCCGCUGUCAUCAUCUGUGCAGUCGCCCCCUUAUUCGACUACAAACACGCCAUACAACUGUGGAAGGUCAAAAAGGUGGACCUGCUGGCGUUCCUGCUGACCUUCCUGCUGUGCCUCUGGGAGAUCCAGUACGGCAUCGUGGGAGGAGCUCUGCUGUCGGGAGCUGUGCUGCUGUACCAUCAAGCCAGGCCACGCAUCAAGGUUUCUGAUCAUGGGCCGCUGGUGAUGGAGCUGGACAGUGGCCUCAGCUUUCCCGCAGCAGAAUACUUGAGCGAUACGAUCUACAGCCACGCUCUUCGAGUGUCACCUCCUCGUUCGGUGGUGUUGGACUGUCAUCAUGUCAGCAGGAUUGACUUCACUGUGGUGAACGAACUCGGAGUCCUUCUCCGGCAGUUCAAACUCCAAAACGUCCGUUUGGUCUUCUCUGGAUUGAAGAGCGGCCUCCUGGAGGUGUUGAACGCAGCAGAUCUACCUGGACUUCAAUACGAGGACAACGUGGAGGCUGCUCUCCAGAGCCUGUUGGACACUCAUGAUGACUGAAGACGAUUUAAAGAAUGCCACCCACUCUACUGCUCCAUGUUGUAUUGGUUAAGUGAUGACUGAAGAAGAUACAACAUCCACCACCCAGAUACAACACUGAUGAUGACUGAAGACGAUUUAAGGAAUGCCGCACACUCUGCUGCUCCAUGUUUCAUUGGUGAAGUGACGUUUCGGCCGUCUGGCCUUCUUCAAACUUACAAAACACGCCCAUCCACAUCCACAGUGCCUUUACAUCAACCCCAAUUUGUAUGCACAAGAAGCCAGCACCUCAAGAAAGACUUUAUUGGUGUACGAUACUUCUUUUUUUUUCUAAAGACUGAACAAGAUUUACCAUCCACCACCCACCCAGUCAGGACUGUCUAUGAAAAUGGUUUGUUUUCAUCCAGUACACUUUGAGAAGUUCAAGAUGUUGCCGUAG